AAGUAGUCUGCGCGUGCGCGGUGCGACCAAGCACUGCCCCCCCUCCACGGCCAUCCUCUAUCCGUAACUCGUCGCGCAAUGUUUUUAAUAUUUUAUCAGGCUGUACGUCCUUCGUCGUCUGUCCAUUGUGAGACUUUGGAUUGAUUCCACUAAUCAGAGAUUGCCAUGGCGACGGUGGUGAUGGAGCAGAUUGGCCGCCUGUUUAUCAACGCACAGCAGCUGCGUCAGAUCCCCCAGCUGCUGGAGUCGGCCUUCCCCACGCUGCCUUGCACUGUCAAGGUGUCCGACGUUCCCUGGGUGUUCCAAGAACGUCACAUCCUCAGCGGUUACAGGCAGCCCGACCAAAGCUGGCGCUACUACUUCCUCACCCUCUUCCAAAGGCACAAUGAGACCAUUAAUGUAUGGACCCACCUGUUGGCCGCCCUUGUCAUCUUGGUUAAGUGGCAGGAGAUCUCAGAGACGGUGGAUUUUUUGCGAGACCCUCACGCUCAGCCCCUCUUCAUCAUCCUCCUAGCGGCCUUCACCUACCUCUCCUUCAGUGCGCUUGCUCAUCUCUUGUCUGCCAAGUCCGAGCUUUCCCACUACACCUUCUACUUCCUGGAUUAUGUAGGGGUUGCCGUCUACCAGUACGGCAGCGCCCUGGCACACUACUACUACGCCAUCGAGGAAACUUGGCACACCAGAGUGCAAGGGCUCUUUUUACCUGCGGCUGCUUUCUUGGCCUGGCUCACAUGCUUUGGCUGCUGCUACGGCAAAUAUGCCAGUCCUGCACUCCCUAAGCUUACUCACAAGCUUUUCCAAGUGGUACCCUCAGCCUUAGCUUACUGUUUGGACAUCAGCCCUGUAGUUCACCGCAUCUACACCUGCUACCAGGAAGGCUGCUCCGACGCAGUUGUGGCGUACCACCUCUACCAUGUGCUCUUUUUUCUAAUCAGCGCCUAUUUCUUCUCCUGGCCUCACCCGGAGAGCUGGUUCCCGGGAAAGUGCGACUUCAUCGGGCAGGGCCACCAAAUCUUUCACGUGUUCGUGAUGGUGUGCACCCUGAUGCAGAUCGAAGCGCUGCGCAUUGACUUCACCGAGCGGAGGCCGCUCUAUGAGCGACUCCACGGCGAUCUCGCUCACGACGCCAUCGCGCUUUUCAUCUUCACCACCUGCUGCAGUGCUCUCACUGCUUUUUAUGUGCGCAAGCGUGUGCAUGCUUCUCUCCAUGAGAAAGACGAUUAAUGAAGGCAACGUUAGAACUCAGGUUGCUUUACAGUUACCAGUACUAUUUUGUCAUCUUAUCAUUUUUUUGACAGUAGCCUCUUUAACACAAAGAUCUUGUAUCAUAGCUGUAGAGCAAAGUUGGGAUAUUGCCGACACAAACCUAUAAUUAGACACAUGAUGAUGUCAGCACGAGUGUGCCAGUAUAUGGUGGGCAUACAAAUACUUGUUAUUACUUGUCGUAGACAUUGUUAGGCAGGAAGAGCGAAUAGUGGGUGCUUUGACGCCGGGGACUGUCCGUGGGCCUGGGCCAAUAACAAAUUAUCCCACAAAUAAUGCACAAAAAACCCCAAAUAAUAUAUUGCCGAUAAACAAUAUUGUUGACAGCGUUAAUUUGAGAUCUAAUAGUAAUAAUAAUGCAAGUAUCCCUUUUUAAUAAACUUUUUGCAUUGGUAUUCUUUUUACUGUUCAGGUCAAGAAUGCUCAAAUAUGUUAAAUAAGGAAACAAACAUAAAAACAAAAUUGACUGUCAUUCCAAAAAUAUUGCAAAACGUUUUUUACAGUUGGAAACAUUUUUUUUUUGCCAUCACUUCCCAACUAUUUUGGCUUACUGGCUUUUUGUCCGUGUUGAUGAACUUAUCUUGCUCAUUUGGUUGGAAAAAAUAUUUCCCCACUGAACAUUCGGCUUCACAAUUAUAUUUCCCCCCCCAUAUUUUUUUUAAAUUUGCAGUGCUUCUUACUAGCGAGUCGUGACUAGCCAGGGGGCUAUGUCCGUGCUUAGUGUGUGUGGGAUAGCGGCCCCCAAAAAUUAAAAUACAACAUUUUUAAAAUUUAAAUAGUUUUUAACAUUAGUGAAAUCAUUUUUUUUCUUAGUUGCCCAAUAGUUAUUUGAUGACUGAGCUCCAUUGAUAAUUACUGGCUUUUAAGGACAAAGGAAGCUUAGCCCCGAAGAGAUGUGUGCAAAUGUAGCACAAAAUGGUAGCAAAGUCUUAAGAAAUUAUUUUUUUACAUUUUUUUUGAAAACUGAAAUAUUUAUAAUCAUUCUGUAUUUCAGUGAAUAAUGACAAUGUUUGUUUUAACUCAGAUUAUGACACUUGAUAUUGAUUUUGUCGACAGUUAAAAAAAACAAACACCAAAUUAUUGUUGGGGGCUUAAGAAUAUUUUAGGAAGGCUUUGUCCCCCCCAAAACAGGCGUUACGACACCACUGAUUUUCAAAUUGGCAUCUUUACUAAUUCUUUUCUCUUGUUUACUAACUUGUCCAACCUUUGAGUCACUCUCCAGUUCACUGGUAUAUGUAAGUGACAGGAAGAAAAGUUCUUACUUGAGUUCUGGAGAAGCCAUUUUGCAUCAACCUUUUCUCUCGGUCAGGAGCCCCAAAACCUGCGUUAACUACGUAAUGGCAAUCUUGAAUCCUACUUUACAUUAACUACAUCAACGGUGCAAACACAAAAAUUAUGAAGAAAUAAACGCACAUUGAACAACCAAAAGAGCAACUACCCUCAAGCAAGCAUAAGUGUCUCUAGCCAUCUCCUGGAGAACUGAACCGUGUCAAAGCAUUCAAUUUUUACACGUAAAAUGCCUACCAUAGCUCAGGGCCACUAUAGAUGCUGGUAGAAGUAUAACAGGUUUAUUUAUGUGGUUAAAACGAGAUUCUGAAGUAAAUACUUAAUAUUUACCCCGAGGUAUAUAGAGUUUGAGACCCCUGCUCUAGGGAAAACAUGUCCUUAUAUUUGGGUCAUUAUCACUUUUAAUUUUGUAUGCUAUAUAAUGUCUGAACAGGGGCCAAAUAUUAUUUAUAUAUAUAUAUAUAUAUAUAUAUAUAUAUAUAUAUAUAUAUAUAUAUAUAUACAUAUUUCUUAAAUUUGGAUAAUGUCCAGACUAGGGAUGUAAUGAUAAACAGUAUUAAUGAUAACUGCAGUAAAACUCCAAAGGUUUGUACUAGCGUUUUAAAAAGAAAAUGUUACAAAAACCAAUGAUUGGGUAACUGCACUUUGAUAAACUCCCUGACUGCUGCCAGCUCGCUAGCUACAGUGCUGACAUGAAUACAAGAGACAAUGUAUUUCCUCAUAAAAUACGACAUACUGUCAACACAUUGUGGUCUGAGCAACUAAGACAUUCUAUUGUGCACAUUGAACCUACAAGCUGUGUUCUCUUAGUGAUUGUUUGAUACUCAGAGGAUUACGAGAAGGAGUUUUUACGAGGCGUUCCAAGGACCCCUGAACAGAGGAGGACGCCACAACGCCCGCCAGAAUGAACGAAUAAUAAUGAUAGAUUUUUUCACGCACUCUUCAUUUAAAUACAUCUUUCAGUGCUACAGUUCAAACCAAUAUUUAAAACCAUUAAAACAGAUUAAAUACUAAGAUAGAUACUAUCAGUGAAGCAUAAGAAAAACAAAACAUUCUAAAGGGUUCGUCUAUUAAAUUUAGUUACUAAAAAAAAAAACUUGGUCAAAAGAUUUAAUUAUGUGCAUAAGCACUUUUUGCGCACAUUCAACAAUACUGCCAUGAUAAUAAUCGUGAUCAUUUGGGUUGCAAUAACAGUGAUAUACAUGUUUUAUAUUGGUAUAUACCUACUACUGACAUUGAUUCUCAUAAAUGUAUAGUAGUAGGAAAAACCUGAACAGAAAAACAUCGGUAAGUCUAUUUGACAUAGCUUUAUGUUGACUUAAUGAUGUUUUUUCAAUUAAACGUGCUUUCACAAGGUCAAAUGAGGAUGAGCCUCGUUUCGACUAAAGUUUGAAAACCCAUUUUGCAAACCAAAUAUUGUUCUUUCUAAAAGGGUACACUUUGAGCGGCGUUCUGUCGAACAGUGUGGAGGCUGGCACUCUCCAGAAGGAUGAGAGAUGACUUGUUUUUGUUCUAACAAUGUUGAUAUUUGUACUCCAAAGGGCUGCAAGUUCAGCUUUUGCCUUCUUGUCCCACUUCCCAUGAUGUCAAAGCUUUCUGUGCACCGUGGUCUUCGUUGCUUUGUGUGACAGCUCGCUUUUCGCUAUGAGUUUGUGACUGUGCGAUGACAUUGUUUGUGCCUCUAAGCAUGUCUUUUGGUAUACAAUGCGGACGUUAUCGUGUGAAUGUAUAGAAACGCUUUCCCGCUCCACGGUAAACAAACAAUUUUCCUGCAGAAAAAAAAAAUGUGCCGCUUAUCACUUUCAUCUCCGUCUGAUAGCACUAAGAGAUAAAAGAUAAUUUUUUUGCUUCUGCAGUUUUCUGCAUCUUUUGAAACGGUUUGAAUAGCUAUGAAUACAUCAUUUUCCAAUUGGUGCACUCUUCCUUUGAAGUAUCCAUUUAAGGCCCUGCCUCACUGACCAUGUUGCCAAGUUUGAGCUCACAAAAAUGAUAAAUGUCAAAUAUUUUCGUUAACGGGCACGGCAGCGCACUCUGUUCUUGAUGGUGUUUAAUGAAUGUGUUUUUGUAACACUGGAUGGCACUACUGAAGGAAUUCUGGGGAGGACAGGAUGCUUUAAAUGUCUUUAUGGGAGCGCAUGUGGUGAGAUUGGAACUGAGAAUAAUCAUGCACUAAUUGAAUUAGCACUGUACGUACUGUGGCUGGCCAUGUUGGCUGUGUUUACAUGCAUGAUUUUUUUUAUACUAUUGUGGGUAUUUUUGUGUUACUAUUUUACCACAUUCAUCCAAUUGGAAAAGUAAUUCUGUCAUACAUCAAAACAUGUUUUAAAGUUAAAGCCAAGUAUUUAUUUUAAUUUAAGAUAUAAAUGCACUUACACCAUUUUUUUUACCCUUGUAUGAGUAACUGGGCGGAUUUGUGAGCAGUAUUUUUGCUGCAAGUACAUUGUUACGUAUUAUGUAAGUUGCAUGCAGUGAAAAUAAUGAGCUGUUAACUGGAACAUGGGCAGCACUAGUAUAAGUGAAUGUGUAAACAAAGCCUCCAAUGACGCCACCCAUGUUUGCCUUCAUUCUAGAAAGCAGGCUGAGAAGGACCAUAAUGUCUUCUGCCUCUUGACUCAAUGUGUGUGACUGUACUAAUGUUCUAUAUUAAAGACAAAUAAAGUGUUACUAUACCUCUUUAA
Molecule: messenger RNA, 5228 nt
Organism: Nerophis ophidion (straightnose pipefish)
Lineage: Eukaryota; Metazoa; Chordata; Actinopteri; Syngnathiformes; Syngnathidae
Gene: paqr7b
Product: progestin and adipoQ receptor family member VII, b
Exons: 2
Coding region: 166-1224 (352 amino acids)
Biological process (GO): response to steroid hormone
Cellular component (GO): plasma membrane
Molecular function (GO): steroid binding; nuclear steroid receptor activity
Source: RefSeq, a predicted model, not a curated record